UCCCCAACCCGGCCCAGUGCGCAGGCGCGGGAAAGUUGAACUAAGAACAGAAAGUUUAUACAAGUUCAGUGGAGGAGGUGGCGGCGGCGGGGCCUGGGACCAGACUCAAGAGUUCACACCCCCAUCCCCCUUCUCCGAAAACUCAAGAGUCCAGGCCUCCAGCCCUUCCUCCCUUAGACCCAAGAAUCUGGAUCCCCAGCCUUCUCCUCUCCCAGGAUCAAGGUGCCCCCAUGGCAGGCUCGGAAGAGCUGGGGCUCCGAGAAGACACACUGAGGGUCCUAGCUGCCUUCCUAAGGCGAGGUGAGGCUGCGGGGUCUCCCAUUCCGACCCCACCCAGGAGCCCUGCCCGAGAGGAGCCAACAGACUUCCUGAGCCGCCUUCGAAGAUGUCUUCCCUGCUCCCUGGGGCGAGGAGCAGUUCCGCCUGAGUCCCCUCGGCCUUGCUCCCUGCCCCUCCGGCCAUGCUAUGGUUCAGAGCCUGGCCCAGCUACUCCAGAUUUCUAUGCCCUGGUGGCCCAGCGGCUGGAACAGCUGGUCCAAGAGCAACUGAAAUCCCCACCUAGCCCAGAAUUACAGGGUCACGCACCCACAGAGAAGGAAGCCCUGCUGCGAAAGCUGGUGGCCUUGCUGGAGGAAGAGGCAGAAGUCAUCAACCAGAAGCUGGCCUCAGACCCCGCCCUGCGGCGCAAGCUGGCCCGCCUCUCCGCCGGUUCCUUCAGCCGCCUAGUGGAGCUCUUCUCUAGCCGGGAGGGCAACCCUAGCCCAAGCCAAGCACGCCCCUCGCUGCCGUGCCCCGGGCCCCCACCGCCUUCCCCGGAGCCUCUGGCCCGCCUGGCCCUGGCCAUGGAGCUGAGCCGGCGCGUGGCCAGGCUGGGGGGCACCCUGGCCGGUCUCAGCGUAGAGCACGUGCACAGCUUUGCGCCCUGGAUCCAGGCCCACGGGGGCUGGGGGGGCAUCCUGGCAGUUUCACCUGUGGACUUGAACUUACCCCUGGACUGAGCUUUUCCUCAGAAGCUGCUACAAGAUUGGACCUCAUGUCCCUGCACUCUUUUUCCAAGCCUUCCUAUUCCACUCAGGGCUGUGGGGUGGUGCCCACCCUCUCUGUUUUUGCCAAAAAAGAAAGUUUAAAAUGUUUUGACAUUAAAAACUUUUUUAA
Molecule: messenger RNA, 1155 nt
Organism: Physeter macrocephalus (sperm whale)
Lineage: Eukaryota; Metazoa; Chordata; Mammalia; Artiodactyla; Physeteridae
Gene: BCL2L12
Product: BCL2 like 12
Exons: 8
Coding region: 231-998 (255 amino acids)
Biological process (GO): regulation of extrinsic apoptotic signaling pathway
Source: RefSeq, a predicted model, not a curated record